Molecule: messenger RNA, 1728 nt
Organism: Clupea harengus (Atlantic herring)
Lineage: Eukaryota; Metazoa; Chordata; Actinopteri; Clupeiformes; Clupeidae
Gene: ogfod1
Product: 2-oxoglutarate and iron-dependent oxygenase domain containing 1
Biological process (GO): regulation of translational termination; peptidyl-proline hydroxylation
Cellular component (GO): cytoplasm
Molecular function (GO): L-ascorbic acid binding; peptidyl-proline dioxygenase activity; iron ion binding
Source: RefSeq, a predicted model, not a curated record
UUUAUUAUGACAAAUGAAGGAAUGACGGCCAUAUUGCUGGUUACACGCACGUUAGUAUUUGAGAAUUAACUAAGAAACGAGUUUACUUCUCUAUAGUAGUGUUUGCCAGCAGUCUCUGUUCGUAGGAAUGAGUUGCAAACGCAAACAAAAUGUCCGAACAUUACCUGACGAUAUGAAAAAGGAGAAACGCUGGCAUGUUGAUAUCAACAACUCUCUUCUCAACGCCACAACCAAGACAGCUUUGCAGGGAGCAUGGAGGGACCGCACGAGUUACAGACACGGUAAUGUGGAGUUGGACUGCAAUCCAUUCCCUCAUUGUGUGAUUAAUCAGUUCCUGCUCACUGAAGAGUUUGUGUCCAGCCUGGAGGAGGAGCUGUCCCAGCUGAGUUUCCACAGCAAGAGUAACGAUCUCUACAAGUUCAAACAGUCUGAUGAUUUGAAGAUCAGGGUGGAGCCAUGUAUCACAGAGUUGAGGUCCGUGUUGUUUGGCCAGUUUCGCUCCUGGUUAAGCGAGCUGUUGGGUGUGGAGCUCGAGCCAACAGUGGACAUUUCUUGUGCCAAGUAUCAACACACAGAUGUCCUGUUGUGUCAUGAUGAUGAGCUGGAAGGCAGAAGAGUGGCCUUUAUCCUAUACCUGGUGCCACCGUGGGAACUUGGUGAUGGUGGAACACUCGAUCUCUUCAGCACUGAUGAGCACGGGCAGCCAGGGCGUGUGGUGAAGUCUCUCGUGCCCAGCAGGAACACACUGGUCUUCUUUGAGGUGUCGCCUGUGUCCUUCCAUCAGGUGGCAGAGGUCUUGUCAUCUGAAAAGUGUCGCCUGUCUCUGAGCGGCUGGUUUCAUGGCCCUUCUCUCCCAAGAUUCCCCCAACACACGGAACCUCCUGCCGCUCGUCACAAGCACACCCCCAGUGAUGAGAAAAUAUUGCACAAGUGGAUCAAUCAGGAGUACCUGAAUGAUUGUUACCAGAUUCAAGUCCAGCAGGAAUUUCAGGAGAGUUCGGAGAUUCGUUUACCAAACUUUUUACAGAAGGAGAGGUUUCUGGAAGUGAGAGCUGCUCUGAAGUCAGCCGAGAUCCAGUGGGUGACCAAAGGUCCUGCCAACAAGAGGCGCUAUGAAUAUGCUGACCAGUCUUCACUGCCACCAUGUGUCCAAGAGUGUUGGGAGCUCUUCUCCUCUGAGGCGCUCUUCCUCCUGCUCUCUAACUUCUGUGGACUGAAGCUACAUCAACUGGCCAAAGACAAUGAGAGUAGUGAUGAUGAUGACGACGAUGAUGAUGAUGAUGAUGAUGAUGAAUCAGGAGUAGAUGAAGAAGGAACCGAGGGAAGACGAAAAGAUCGCGGGGACAAGGAAGGAGAAAAGAAAAAAGAUGGCACCUCCGCUGCCUGUGUGGGUGAGGUGAGGAGGUGGAGGAAGGGCUCGUACACCCUACUGCAUGACUCUGAGAACAGCAGGGAGUUUGGCCUGGACCUGCUUCUGUCACUCGGAUGUUCAGGCUGGCCGCAGGCUUCAGGGGGGUUCACUUCCUAUAUUGCUCAUGGAGAAGACGAGGAGCUUUUGACUGUGAAUCCUGAGGAGAACUCACUGGCACUGGUCUACAGGGACACGGACACUCUGAAGUUUGUCAAAUAUGUCAAUGACGGAAGCUCCUCACACAACCACAAAGAGCCACCUGGAACUUUCUAUGACUUCUCUUUUGUUUAUUAUGAGUAAAUUUGAUGUUGAAAUAA